This is a messenger RNA of Lates calcarifer (barramundi perch), 2067 nucleotides long. Its product is annotated as aspartate beta-hydroxylase domain-containing protein 2. NCBI's taxonomy places the organism in Eukaryota, Metazoa, Chordata, Actinopteri, Centropomidae. The record is from RefSeq and is a predicted model, not a curated record. The transcript is spliced from 2 exons. Bases 474 to 1367 code for a protein of 297 amino acids.
GUUCCACUUAGGACUUCUUUUGUGCAUUUUCCUAUAAUGUUGGCAAGUGAUAUCCGUCUACCUUGUGCACUGCAGUGGUGCGCAGCUUCGCCUGGAGAAACACCUGUGCGCCUCUCGUCUCCACUGGCCACAGUCAUGAAUGUUGAGUAGAGAACAGAUAACCCUAAGGCGCGGUGUCUGUCUGCAUUUGUCUGAGAGAACGAGAGAGGGAGCAGCACAAAUACCGCACAGCCAGACAUCAUGCAAGGAGAAACCUCCCCUCGCUGCAGAGUGCUGAAAUGUUAGGACUGAAGAGCGACUGUUUACAUCAGGGGGGGCGAUAAGAGCUGCUUGACACUAGACUCACCGACACCCUGUGUGUGGUUUAAGGCCCCUUUCAAUCACAAUCCAGAGAAUCAGGAAAAGAUGUGUUAACCAAUCUUUCAUCAGCACAUUUUUUCCUGUUAGAUUCAGCAAUCUAGAAACAGGCUGAGAUGGAGUGGUCACUAGAGAAUGUGAGGGAGAUGGUGGCUGGAGGGAUGCAGUCUAUAAGGGAGUGUGAGAUCUGUGCAUUUGCCAUAGCCAUGUGUGUGCUGCUGCUGUUUAUGUGGUAUUGUUACAGGGUGGGCUGGGAGCAUGGUUCCAGCCCCCUGCGUGGGAGGUAUCUGGCCGGGCCUGGCCGGAUCGGAGGAGUGGUGGGGGGCUUCAUGAGUUCAGACUGUCGCGGCAGGGGGAAAGGGAAACACGGAUCAAUGCUGGAAGAGCAGAAUGGCUUCGCUUUCUGCCAGUCGUCAGAGUGUUUCCGCUGCACCAGUGCUGGAGAAAGCCUGAACCAGAGGCUCUAUCACAGCCUGCAGGAUUACGCCAAGCGCUACACCUGGUCAGGUAUGGGCAGGGUGCAUAAAGGAGUCCGCGAUCAAGGCCGAUACCUUAACAGCCGACCAACCAUCCAGAGGCCGGAGGUCUUCUUUCUCCCCGACCUCCCAUCAGCCCCUUUCUUCUCCAGGGAGGUGCAGAGACACGACGUGGAGCUUCUGGAGCAGAGUUUCCCCGCCCUCCUCGCUGAGUUUGAGAGCAUCUACCACCAGCCUCCUGCCCGCAGCGGCUCCUCCCACCCAACGGGGUGGAAGGCCAACAGCACUCCUCGCGGGCAGUGGUGGACCUACUAUCUAGUCAACCAAGGCACCCCUCUGGUUCUUAAAGUCAGGAGAUGCCCACGGGCGUGGAGGGUGCUGGGCCAGCUGCGCACCUUCAUCGCCAACAACGUGUUCAGCAACGCCUGCUUCUCUGUGCUGACGCCCGGAGCUCUGAUCACAGACCAUUACGGUCCAACAAAUGUCAGACUGCGCUGCCACCUGGGUAAGAGAGCGAGCUGUUUAACGAGCUGAAACUGAUUCAGCCUUGUGAUGUGUGAGGUUUAUUGGGUAUUGAACUCAACACAACAGCAGAUGAUUUUAAAUAAUAAGCAUAAUAAGCAUUCCUGUUGUAAAUCCCCAUGCUGGAGACUCUGUAUCAGCUUUCCGCUCCAAGCCGGCCCAGUCACCCCUCCUUUAUACAACACAGGAAACACAACAUAAAACCAGGGUCUUGUUCCCAAGUCACAGAUAGGGGAAUAAUUCUAAGAUCCUUUAAUCCUCCCGUUAAUAUGGACCACUGAGUCUGUGCCGUGCCCAAACUGCCCUUCCUACUGCCGUUUGUCUCUAAAAAUAUGUCGCCAUUUCCAUUUAUUGAAAUUCAGUGGCCAUGUGUUUGUUCUGAGACACAGCUAUGACUGUUAUUUAUUGGUUAUAGUCCGUCUACAGUAGCACAUGAUUAAGUUAGACUGACCGAAACACUGCAAUGCACUUUAAGACACUAUUCUUUUUAUAUUUCAGUUUCUCCAUAAAAAUAGUUCAGUAAAUGUAACUUACAAUCAGAGCGGACACCUUUAAUGUUGAAUGUUUAAUCUGAAUAAUGGAGAGCACUGUGCUCUUGGUUUGUAGUUUUCGUUUCGUGUGUCAACGUCAAACUCGUCCUUGUUGUAGCCUAUGUGUAAUUGUCUCAUGCCAAACACUGACUGCCAAUAAAAGAACCAAUCCAAACUGAGAA